Molecule: messenger RNA, 1132 nt
Organism: Pisolithus orientalis
Lineage: Eukaryota; Fungi; Basidiomycota; Agaricomycetes; Boletales; Pisolithaceae
Product: NAD(P)-binding protein
Exons: 8
Coding region: 58-1041 (327 amino acids)
Cellular component (GO): intracellular anatomical structure
Molecular function (GO): oxidoreductase activity, acting on NAD(P)H, oxygen as acceptor
Source: RefSeq, a predicted model, not a curated record
UUUCUCCUAAUUUUUGACCUCUUAAAGACGUGAUAUCGGACGGCGCAUCAUACGACCAUGCCUCUUGACCACGGGCCGUCACCUCUCAGACCUCCCCCGAUUCGUACCGCAUCGUCAUACAGACGAGUCGAGGUCAUGUCCCCAAUUGAUAGCGAUGUCCACCCAGUCAUCCAUACCGGGAGAGUUGCCGUCAUCACUGGUGCUGCAAGUGGUAUUGGCAAGGCUGCCGCUAUCGAGCUGGCAAAGGUGGGCUUGAAGAUUGCCCUUGCAGACGUCAACGAGGAAGCGUUGACCGCAGCUGGCAAAGAGGUUACCGCGAUCGCGGGCGACGGCAACAUCCUCGUGAUUCCCACCGACGUCUCGAAGAUAGAUGACGUUGUGUGCUUGCGCGACAAGGUCUACGAGGCUUGGGGAGAGGUCGCCGUGCUGAUGAACAAUGCUGCAAUAGCUCUCCCAAGCAAGUCCUGGGAUAAUUUAGAGAAUUGGAGAAGGACAUUUGAAGUCAAUUUAUUCGGAGUGGUGAACGUGCAACAAACUUUCGUACGGUCGAUGCUCCAUCAGGAAAACCAGGCGAUAGUUAUCAAUACGGGUUCAAAGCAGGGCAUCACAAACCCUCCGGGUAAUCCCGCGUACAAUGCGACCAAGGCGGCGGUGAAGAGCCUCACUGAGGGUCUUGCACACGAGUUGCGCGAAAACCCGUCAUGUAAUGUCACCGCACAUCUCUUUGUCCCUGGCUGGACGCACACUGGCCUGACAGCCCCACAGGGUGGAGAGAAGCCUGCGGGUGCGUGGACUGCUGAAGAGGCGGUUCAAUACAUGCUAGAUGGUGUGCGCCAUGGGGAGUUCUAUAUUAUCUGUCCGGACAACGAGACGACACACGACCUGAAUCAGUUGCGGAUCAUGUGGGCAGCAUCGGAUGUGGUGGAGAGGCGACCCGCCUUGAGCCGGUGGCAUAAGGAUUGGAAACCGUUGUAUGACGAGUACGUGCGGGAUGGGUUGGCAGGUAUGGAGCAAUCAGGUUGGCAGACCAAUUCGGUCUAAUCAGUUAGUAAGUAAUUCUUUAUUGUAGCUACGAAUAUACUCCCAUGUACGGACGGCUGCCGAAUACUCCGAUGGACCAUGGGUGUGGGAC